Messenger RNA from Charadrius vociferus (killdeer), 1311 nucleotides. It is a transcript of the gene KCNJ11, whose product is annotated as potassium inwardly-rectifying channel, subfamily J, member 11. Gene Ontology annotation, molecular function: ATP-activated inward rectifier potassium channel activity. Gene Ontology annotation, cellular component: plasma membrane. Gene Ontology annotation, biological process: potassium ion import across plasma membrane; regulation of monoatomic ion transmembrane transport. NCBI's taxonomy places the organism in Eukaryota, Metazoa, Chordata, Aves, Charadriiformes, Charadriidae. The transcript is spliced from 3 exons. Bases 1 to 1311 code for a protein of 436 amino acids. The record is from RefSeq and is a predicted model, not a curated record.
AUGGGGCUGGACAACUACUUAUCCGUGCCCUACCGAUUCAUUGUGACAGUUAUUCCUGGACAUAUGCGCGCGCGCGGCUCCCCCCCCACCACCACCACCACACACACGCGCGCGCCGGCACGCCUCAGCCCCUCGUCCCUCCGCUUCGGGCUCGCCGAGGGGUCGGUACCGGCUCGGGGACCGCAACACCGAGGCCGGGAUCGNCGGGCGCGUUUCGUGGGCAAGAACGGUGCCUGCAACGUGGCCCAUAAAAACAUCCGGGAGCAGGGACGCUUCCUCCAGGAUGUCUUCACUACCCUGGUGGACCUCAAGUGGCCCCACACGCUGCUCAUCUUCACCAUGUCCUUCCUCUGCAGCUGGCUGCUCUUUGGCAUGGUCUGGUGGCUCAUUGCCUUCGCCCACGGAGACCUGGACCACAGCACCCGGCUGCAGCGCAGCCCCGAAGAGGGGUCGGCGGGAGCCCCAGACAGCUUUGUGCCCUGCGUGACCAGCAUCCACUCCUUCACCUCUGCCUUCCUCUUCUCUAUUGAGGUGCAGGUGACGAUUGGCUUCGGGGGACGCAUGGUGACGGAGGAGUGCCCGGCCGCAAUACUGGUGCUGAUCGUGCAGAACAUCGUGGGGCUGGUGAUCAAUGCCAUCAUGCUGGGCUGCAUCUUCAUGAAGACCUCGCAGGCCCACCGCCGGGCUGAGACCCUCAUCUUCAGCAAGCAUGCAGUCAUUGCCCUGCGGGAGGGAAAGCUCUGCUUCAUGCUGCGGGUGGGUGACCUCCGGAAAAGCAUGAUCAUCAGCGCCACCAUCCGCAUGCAGGUGGUGAAGAAGACCGCCAGCCUGGAGGGGGAGGUGGUACCCCUCAACCAGAUUGACAUCCAGAUGGAAAACCCUGUGGGGGGCAACAGCAUCUUCCUUGUCUCCCCACUCAUCAUCUACCAUGUGAUAGACAAGAACAGCCCCCUCUACGACAUCUCCCCCUUGAACCUUCACCACCAUGAGGACCUGGAGAUCAUCGUCAUCUUGGAAGGGGUGGUGGAGACCACCGGCAUCACCACUCAAGCCAGAACCUCCUACCUGGCGGAUGAAAUCCUCUGGGGCCAAAGGUUUGUGCCCAUCGUGGCAGAGGAAGAUGGGCGAUACUCUGUGGACUACUCUAAAUUUGGCAACACGGUGAAAGUGCCCACCCCUUCCUGCACUGCUAGGCAGCUGGAGGAAGACAAGAGCAUUAUGGACACCAUGCCAUUGUCCCCUAAAGGCACAAUAAGGAAGAGGUCUGUCAAGCUAAAGCCCAAGUUUACCAUAAACGAUGAGCCUUCCUGA